AUGACCCUGCCCAAGAGGGAGCUGGAUGAGCUAAAGCCAUGGAUUGAGAAGACAGUGAAAAGGGUACUGGGUUUCUCAGAGCCCACAGUGGUCCUGGUAGCAUUAGAUUGUGUAGGAAAGGGUAUGGAUAAGAAGAAAGCAGCUGAUCACUUGAAGCCUUUGCUUGCUGAUUCUACCCUUGAGUUCAUCAACAAACUGUUUGAGGUAGUGGAGCAGGGCUACAGUUCCAAGCUUUGCUUGUCUAGAAGUGACAGGAGUAAAAAACGGGACUUGAAGGAGGUGUUUGGUGAGGACUCAGAGAUAUCUAAGGAGUCGUCAGGCUAGAAGAGGUACAUAGCAAAGCUGGAGGAGGAGGAGCCACAGGAGGGGCACCCAGAGGUCAUUCCUGGACCACCAUCUGAGAGGGAAGGCAAACUGACUAAAUUACUGACACAAGAAAUGAUGGAGGCAACCAGCAAGUCGAUUGAGGAAAGGAAAAAACAGUUGAGCUUCAUUAACCCUCCCCAAUCAGAGCAGUUUCCAAUUGGCAAUAUUCUUCAGCUUUCUCAGGCUGCCAUCUUGAUGAAUGACGCUAGGAAAGCAGCUGAACUCCAAGCUUGAAUCCGGGCUCAGCUGGCAUUGAAACCAGGACUCAAUGGCAAUGCCAACACGAUUGGAUUGGCUACCCUUCAUGCUAUGGGUACUGGUCCCCAGAAAGUCGAGCUGAAGGACAGGACAAAGCCUACCCCCCUGAUGCUGGAUGAACAAGGCCUCAUAGUAGACGUUAAAGGCAAAGAGAUUGAGUUGACCCAUCGAAUGCCGACCCUCAAGGCCAACAUGCACAAUCUGAAGAGGGGACAGUCCAGGAAAAAGCUCAAAAUGAAGUCAGAGGAAGACAUGGCAUCCAACACAUUUUUUGAUCCCCGGGUCUCUAUUGCACCUCCCCAGCAUCAGAAACAAACCUUCAAAUUCCAUGACAAGGGAAAAUUUGAAAAGAUUGCCCAGAGAACACGGACAAAGGCUCAGUUAGAGAGGCUGCAAGCAGAGAUCUCACAGGCAGCCAAAAAAGCUGGCAUUCAAACUUCCACCCAGCCAAGGCUCAAAGAAGGAGAGAUUCCUGAUAUUGAAUGGUGGGACUCCUACAUCAUCUCCAGUGGUUUUGACCCUAGUGGAGAAGAUACCCAGAAAGAGAACUAUUUUGGCAUCACAAACCUCAUAGAGCCUCUAGCCCAGCUAGAUCCUCCAGUGGACAGGAACAAGCCAUUGGUGCUGGGGGUGUACCUCACCGAGAAGGAACAGGAGAAACUUAGAAGGCAGACACGGAAGGCAGCUCAGAAGGAGCAAGAAGAGAAAGUCAGGCUGGGCUUCAUGUCUCCUUCUGAACCCAAAGUCAGAUUAUCCAACUUGCUGAGAGUCUUAGGGAUGGAAACUGUUCAAGACCCCACAAAAGUGGAAGCCCACGUCAGAAACCAAAUGACAAAAAGAUGGAGAGCACAUGAAGAAGCCAAUGCUGCCCGAAAACUAACAGUAGAAGAGAGAAAGAUGAAGAAAAUAAAAAGGCUAAAGGAAGACACUUCACAGGGGGUACACAUAUCUGUAUAUAGAGUUCGAAAUUUGAGUAACCCAGCCAAGAAGUUCAAGAUCGAGGUCAAUGCCAAGCAGCUGUACCUGUCAGGGAUGGUGGUUCUUCACAAGGAUGUCAAUGUGGUGGUGGUCGAAGGGGGUCCUAAGGCACAGAAAAAAUUCAAGCAUCUUAUGCUGCACAGGAUACGAUGGGAUGAACACACAUCUAAAACGAAGGGAGAUGGUGAUGACUCUGAUGAGACUGUGAAAAAACCCAACGCGUGUGCAUUGUUGUGGGAGGGCACAGCCAAAGGUCAGAGUUUUGGAGAAAUGAGGUUCAAACAGUGCCCUACAGAGAACAUGGCCAGGGAGCAUUUCCAACAGCAUGGGGCUGAACAUUACUGGGACCUUGCACUGAGGGAAUCCCUGUUGGAGUCCACCAACGGAGAUGACUAG
Messenger RNA from Dromiciops gliroides (monito del monte), 1998 nucleotides. RefSeq names its product U4/U6 small nuclear ribonucleoprotein Prp3-like. The record is from RefSeq and is a predicted model, not a curated record. NCBI's taxonomy places the organism in Eukaryota, Metazoa, Chordata, Mammalia, Microbiotheria, Microbiotheriidae. Gene Ontology annotation, biological process: mRNA splicing, via spliceosome. Gene Ontology annotation, cellular component: U4/U6 x U5 tri-snRNP complex.